Molecule: messenger RNA, 371 nt
Organism: Periophthalmus magnuspinnatus
Lineage: Eukaryota; Metazoa; Chordata; Actinopteri; Gobiiformes; Gobiidae
Product: hemoglobin embryonic subunit alpha-like
Exons: 2
Coding region: 34-369 (111 amino acids)
Biological process (GO): oxygen transport; hydrogen peroxide catabolic process
Cellular component (GO): blood microparticle; haptoglobin-hemoglobin complex; hemoglobin complex
Molecular function (GO): oxygen binding; organic acid binding; peroxidase activity
Source: RefSeq, a predicted model, not a curated record
GUUGGACUGAUUUAUGUGCUUUUUUGUACUAGGAUGUUUGUAGUGUUCCCUCAGACCAAGACCUACUUCUCUCAUUGGAAGGAUCUUAGCCCAAAGUCUGCUCAGGUGGCAAAGCAUGGAAAGACUGUGAUGGGAGGAGUGGCUGAAGCCGUGAGCAAAAUCGAUGACCUGGCAAAUGGUCUCCUGAGCCUGAGUGAGCUGCAUGCCUUCACCCUGCGUGUGGACCCCAGCAACUUCAAGAUCCUAGCCACCUGCAUGAUGGUUACCUUUGCUAUCAACUUCCCUGAUGACUUCAGCCCUGAGACUCAUGUGAGUGUGGACAAGUUCCUCCAGUGUGUUGCCCGUGGCCUGUCUGAGAAGUACCGGUAAAC